AUGAUCACCUUGGUUUGUAAUAGGCACUGUGAAAAUGGAGGAGAGUGCAUUUCUCCUGAUGUCUGCGAAUGCCAACCAGGCUGGUACGGACCCACAUGUUACUCAGCUGUAUGUAACCCCGUCUGUCUGAAUGGAGGAACAUGCAUUAGGCCCAACAUCUGUGCCUGUCCCGGCGGCUUCUAUGGCUCCCAGUGUCAAAUUGCUGUGUGCAGUCAACCUUGUAAGAAUGGAGGUCAGUGUAUGAGGAACAAUGUAUGCUCAUGCCCUGAAGGCUACACAGGAAAAAGGUGUCAAAGGAGUGUAUGUGAGCCAAUGUGCAUGAACAAAGGCAAGUGUGUAGGACCCAACACAUGCUCCUGUGCAUCAGGGUGGACAGGGAUGAGGUGCAACAUACCUGUCUGUCUGCAAAAGUGUAAAAAUGGUGGCGAGUGUUUGGGACCAAACACCUGCCACUGUCCCUCCGGCUGGGAAGGUCUCCAGUGUCAGACACCGGUUUGUAAGCAGCGGUGCCUGAACGGAGGCAGGUGUGUCCUUCCUGACUACUGCUACUGUCGGAGAGGCUACAAGGGCUUCACCUGUGCUACAAAGGCAUCACAAGCCUGAUGGAGGAGAAAUGGGAAGAUAGGAGCUACACAAUGCACAAAGCAAGAGGAGGGCAUCAUAAAUGGUUGUGACUGUGCAAAUGUGAAGGCUAACAGGGGGACAUGAUGGAUUGCACUUGUCUGCUCUGUAUAUCACUACCUCAAGGCUCACAGUAGCACACAUCUGGUAAAGGCAUCAGCAGAGACUUUCCACAUAUGUGAAUGUUACUGUACAGUAUUAUGUAAAAUGAGUAGAUGACAAAUCUGUUACCGUGAUAAUUCAUUCAUAAAGUGUAGGUUAUCACCAAUAGGUUUUUAGCUUUGGAUGUUUCACUAUUUAGCCAAAUUAAAACUUUGCCAAACGGCACUGUUUGUUUCUCACUGUUCAAAUGCUAUGCCGCUUUAUUGAUUAUGGCUCAUGUAGAGGUUCACAUCAGGUACUUGUUUAAGACUGAAGAUAUGGUGAGUUGAAAUGAUUUUUUCAGUUUUGCUUUCAUUAAUAUAUUGUUUGUGGGGGCUGAGUAAUUACCAUGUUUUGGGGAUAUAUAUAGGGUUUUGUAUAAAAAAAAUAUCAGACAAAAUGACACUGUGGUACAAGUUAUGUGACAAAAUAAAGAA
Notothenia coriiceps (black rockcod) is the source of this 1199-nucleotide messenger RNA. RefSeq names its product von Willebrand factor D and EGF domain-containing protein-like. The record is from RefSeq and is a predicted model, not a curated record. The transcript is spliced from 8 exons. Gene Ontology annotation, cellular component: cell surface; extracellular region. Gene Ontology annotation, biological process: anatomical structure development. Gene Ontology annotation, molecular function: signaling receptor binding. The coding region runs from base 1 to 603 and encodes 200 amino acids. Lineage: Eukaryota; Metazoa; Chordata; Actinopteri; Perciformes; Nototheniidae.